This is a messenger RNA of Rubroshorea leprosula, 2021 nucleotides long. NCBI's taxonomy places the organism in Eukaryota, Viridiplantae, Streptophyta, Magnoliopsida, Malvales, Dipterocarpaceae. The record is from the annotation of a GenBank genome assembly.
CUAUCUAAAGCCACUGUAAUUGAUUAGCAACAAACAACAGUUGAAAAUGGUGGUGGCUCAAUUUAGCGGAGGCGGAAGGGGUGGCGGGUGGAAGGAGAUGAGGGGGUUCGGCCUCCAGGUGAUAAUUGGGCGGUGGUUCAUGGUUUUCGCUUCCCUACUAAUCAUGGCGGUGGCAGGAGCAACAUAUAUGUUUAGUUUAUACUCCAAUGACAUCAAAAAGUCAUUGGGGUAUGACCAAACUACCCUCAAUUUGCUCAGCUUCUUCAAGGACCUUGGUGCAAAUGUGGGGGUCAUUUCGGGACUCAUAAAUGAAGUCACACCGCCAUGGGUGGUUCUCUCCAUUGGAGCAAUCAUGAAUUUCUUCGGCUAUUUCAUGAUGUGGCUUGCCGUUACUGGCCGUAUUGCGAAACCGCCGGUAUGGCAGAUGUGUCUGUACAUAAGUAUUGGUGCCAAUUCUCAAUCCUUCGCCAACACGGGGGCGCUCGUCACCUGUGUCAAGAACUUCCCAGAAAGCAGAGGAAGCGUUUUGGGGCUUUUAAAGGGUUACGUCGGCCUCAGCGGCGCAAUCAUGACCCAAAUCUACCAUGCUUUCUACGGAGACAACCCCGAAGCCUUAAUCUUGCUCAUAGCUUGGCUACCGGCAGUAGUUUCCUUUAUUUUCCUCCGGACAGUUCGGAGUAUUAAGAUCGUUCGUCAGGCGAAUGAGCUCAAAGUUUUCUAUCACCUCCUUUACAUCUCUCUUGGCCUCGCUGGAUUCUUAAUGGCACUGAUUAUAGUUCAGAAUAGACUGAAUUUUACUCGGAUUGAGUACUUCGGAAGUGCUUCCGUUGUUACCCUCCUGCUGUUUAUACCGCUUGGUAUCGUCAUAAGAGAAGAAUUCAAUCUCAUGAAAAUCAAAAGAAAAUCCCUGGAUGAUCUUCCUCAGCUCAAUGUAGUCACUGAAAAUCCACUGGAGUUAGUGACGGCGCCAGAGGACCCACCACCACAAACAGAGAAGCACGUUUCUUGCAUGGAAAACGUUUUUAAGCCGCCAGACAGGGGAGAGGAUUACACAAUAUUACAAGCCCUUUUCAGCAUCGAUAUGUUGAUUCUCUUUGUUGCAACUACCUGUGGCGUCGGAGGGACACUUACUGCCAUCGAUAAUUUGGGUCAGAUCGGAGCAUCUCUAGGCUACCCGAGUCGAGCCACCACAACCUUUGUCUCCCUUGUCAGCAUAUGGAACUACCUGGGACGAGUAGUUUCCGGAUUCGCCUCCGAAGUCCUUUUAAGAAAGUACAAAAUCCCUCGCCCCCUGCUCCUCACCAUCGUCCUCCUCCUCUCCUGCGUUGGUCACAUCCUAAUUGCAUUUGCAGUCCCAAAUUCUCUUUACUUCGCAUCUGUAAUCAUUGGAUUCUGCUUUGGAGCGCAGUGGCCGUUAAUGUUUGCCAUCAUUUCCGAAAUCUUUGGCCUCAAGUACUACUCUACUCUGUACAAUUUCGGCGCUGUUGCCAGUCCGGUCGGUUCUUACAUUCUAAACGUGAUGGUAACCGGUAAAUUAUACGACAAAGAAGCUCGGAAGCAACUGGAAGCUUCAGGACGUUCGAGGGAAGAAGGGGAGGACUUGUCGUGCACCGGCGUGCACUGUUAUAGAAUGGCGUUUAUUAUUAUCACGGCAGCCACUUUUUUCGGCUGCAUUGUUUCUUUGAUUUUGGUGUUCCGGACCAGGAAAUUUUACAAAGGUGAUAUCUACAAGAAAUUUAGGGAAGAAGCUAAGGCAGCAGAAAUCGGCAUGACUUCUGCAGAAAAUGGUAGGGACGACAAGAGACCCCCGGCUGAAGAAGUUGAACAUAGAGCUACCACAGCCACCGUCGCCGCCACAACCACCACUACCGACUGAUGGAAUUGAGUAGCUAUAAGUUGCAUUCGCUUGGAGCGGUUUAUUGAUACGGUGAUACGCAAAACAGAGAAAAAGCAAGUGUGUUUUAUUUAAGUUAUACCUAUAUAAAAUGGCAAAAUACUAACUAUAAAUAAUACAAUUUUUA